Drepanopeziza brunnea f. sp. 'multigermtubi' MB_m1 is the source of this 1164-nucleotide messenger RNA. RefSeq lists its product as uncharacterized. The record is from RefSeq and is a predicted model, not a curated record. NCBI's taxonomy places the organism in Eukaryota, Fungi, Ascomycota, Leotiomycetes, Helotiales, Drepanopezizaceae.
AUGUCAACAAAACCCAUAUUUGUUGCGACCCAUCCCCGGGCAUGCAGUACUGCAUUUGAAAGAGUCUUUAUGACCCGCCAGGAUACACUUCGGUGUGUGCACGAACCCUUUGGCGAUGCCUUUUACUUUGGCCCGGAGAGAUUGAGCGCCAGAUAUGAAGAUGACGAGAAAGCCCGCCAAGAGAGCGGCUUUGCGAACAGCAGUUUCAAGUCCAUCUUUGAGAGGAUUGAGAAAGAAGGAAAAGAGGGCAAACGACUAUUCAUCAAGGACAUCACACAUUAUUUGGUGCCUCCGGAGGGAAAGCCAGCAACCAUCGCCCCAUCCCUUGGUGGUAAAACCGUCAAGAAAGGAGUCGGCACGAAUGGAGAGAAGAUUGUGACCAAUGGGGUGACCAACGGCUUGACAAAUGGCAACGAGACCACCAACGGCCACCACACCAACGGCCACCACACCAAUGGCCAUCACACCAACGGCAAUCAUACCAACGGCCAUCAUACCAACGGCAACCACAAAGCCCCGUACCCGCACGAUACCGGCGCUGAGCCAGGAAACCCCACCGUCGUCCCGGCCGAAGUCCUCAGGCAAUUCCAUUUCACCUUCCUGAUCCGACACCCACGCCACUCCAUCCCCUCUUACUACCGUUGCACGAUCCCCCCUCUCGACGCCAUCACCGGCUUCUACAACUUCAUGCCCUCCGAGGCUGGGUACGACGAGCUACGCCGCGUCUUCGACUUCCUGGUUAAGGACGGACAAGUCGGGCCCGCCGAAGCCGGCAAGCAUGGAGAUCUAAGCGAUGGAGAGGUCAGCAUCACAGUCAUCGACGCCGACGAUCUCCUCGAUAACCCGGAAGGUAUCGUGCGCGCGUAUUGCAAGGAAGUCGGUCUUGAGUACAGCCCUGACAUGCUCGUCUGGGACACAGACGAGGAUCAUCAGAGAGCGCGAGAGGCAUUCGAAAAGUGGAGAGGUUUCCACGAUGAUGCUAUCAACAGCACCUCGCUCAGGCCGAGGAGCGCUACCCAUAAAAAGAAGGCAAAGUCCGUCGAGGCGGAAGAUCAGGAAUGGAGAGAGAAGUAUGGGGAGGAAGGGGCACGCGUUAUCCGGCAGUGCGUGCAGGCCAACUUGGCAGAUUAUGAGUACCUGAAGGGCUUUGCUAUCAAAGUCUAG